This is a messenger RNA of Onychomys torridus (southern grasshopper mouse), 4407 nucleotides long. It is a transcript of the gene Col17a1, whose product is annotated as collagen type XVII alpha 1 chain. Lineage: Eukaryota; Metazoa; Chordata; Mammalia; Rodentia; Cricetidae. Bases 1 to 4407 code for a protein of 1468 amino acids. The record is from RefSeq and is a predicted model, not a curated record. The transcript has 53 exons.
AUGGAUGUGACCAAGAAAAACAAGCGAGAUGGCACUGAAGUCACAGAAAGAAUUAUCACGGAAACAGUAACUACAAGACUCACAUCCUUACCACCAAAAGGGAGCACCAGCAAUGGACACCUUAAGACAGGCUCUCUCAGUGGAGGAGGUCGGCUAGAGAAACAAAGCCUGACUCACGGCAGCAGCGGCUACAUCAACUCAAGUGGGAGCAUCCGGGGCAACGCUUCCACCUCCAGUUACAGGAGAGCUCACUCACCGGCCUCUACCCUGCCCAACUCUCCAGGCUCCACCUUUGAAAGGAAAACUCACAUGACCCGCCAUGGAACUUACGAAGGGAGCUCCAGCGGUAACUCCUCCCCUGAGUACCCACGGAAGGAACUCGCAUCUUCUUCAACCAGAGGACGAAGCCAAACACGAGAGAGCGAGAUUCGAGUUCGACUGCAGAGCACGUCACCAUCCACCAGAUGGACAGAACUGGAUGAAGUCAAGCGUUUGCUUAAGGGGAGCCGAUCUGCAAGUGCAAGCCCCACCAGGAACACCUCCAACACACUCCCCAUCCCCAAGAAAGGCGCUGUAGAGACCAAGACGGUGACAGCAAGCUCCCACUCGGUAUCAGGAACCUAUGACACGACAGUACUGGACACCAACCUUCCCUCCCACAUGUGGUCCUCCACCUUGCCUGCAGGGUCCUCCAUGGGGACCUAUCACAACAACCUGACAACCCAGAGCUCGUCCCUCCUGAACACCAAUGCCUACUCAGCAGGAUCAGUCUUCGGAAUGCCAAAUAACAUGGCGUCCUGCUCCCCCACCCUGCCCCCCGGACUCAGCAGCUGCUCCUCAGUGUUUGGGAUGCAGAACAAUCUGGCCCCCAGCUCUUCUGUCCUAUCUCAUGGCACAGCUACCACUUCCACAGCAUAUGGUGUGAGGAAAAACGUGUCACAGCCACCCACAGUCACCAGCACCGGUGUGUCCACCUCUGCCACCUGUACCACCAGUGUCCAGAGCGAUGACCUCCUGCAUAAAGACUGUAAGUUCCUGAUUCUGGAGAAAGACAACGUGCCAGCCAAGAAGGAGAUGGAACUCUUGAUCAUGACCAAGGACAGUGGGAAGGUCUUUACCGCCUCCCCUGCCAGCAUCUCCUCAACUUCUUUUACAGAAGACACCCUGAAAAAAGAAAAGCAGGCUGCAUACGCAGCUGACACCUGCCUAAAGGCAGAUAUAAAUGGAGACCUAAAUACUGUGUCCACAAAGGGCAAGGCCACCUCCGUAGAAAACCACAACUAUGACCGAGGUGGCGGUGGUGGCAGAGGCAAAGGAGGCCACGGCAGCGGCGGUGGUGGCGGUGCCUCGGGUGGCGGAGGAGCCUGGGGGGCUGCACCUGCCUGGUGCCCCUGUGGCUCCUGCUGCAGCUGGUGGAAGUGGCUGCUGGGCCUGCUGCUCACCUGGCUGCUGCUGCUGGGUCUGCUCUUCGGCCUCAUUGCUCUGGCGGAGGAGGUGAGGAAGCUGAAAGCCCGGGUAGAUGAGCUGGAGAAGAGCAGGGUGCACUAUUCUGAAGACAAGAUGGAGAGAAGCAACAAGGACCGCCUCCUGGGUGAGGCGCCCUUCGUGGGACCUGGACUAGGCAAAGCUGAGCUGGAUGGCCACAGCCAGGAGGCGAUCUGGCUGUUUAUAAGGAACAAGCUGAUGACAGAGCAGGAAAACGGAAAUCUCAGAGGAAACCCUGGUCCAAAAGGUGACACGGGAAGUCAAGGCCCUAAAGGAGACCGAGGCCUUCCUGGGACUAUAGGUGCCCCUGGGCCCCUGGGCCACCCCGGCCCGCAAGGACCGAAGGGACAAAAAGGCAGCAUAGGAGAUCCUGGCAUGGAGGGACCCAUCGGCCAGAGAGGACUAGAAGGCCCCAUGGGACCCCGUGGUGAACCUGGGCCUCCAGGGUCUGGAGAGAAAGGAGACAGAGGGAUUGCUGGAGAACAAGGUCCUCGAGGCCUUCCUGGUGUCCCAGGUUCUGUGGGUCCCAGAGGUCCCAAUGGCUCUCCUGGUCCCCAGGGACCCCCAGGCUCUAUGGGUCCCCAAGGGCUCCGAGGUGAAGUGGGACUCCCUGGUGUCAAAGGUGACAAAGGACUUAUGGGACCACCAGGACCCAAAGGUGAUCAGGGUGAGAAAGGACCCAGAGGCCUCACAGGGGAGCCUGGCAUCAGAGGGUUACCUGGAGCUGUGGGUGAACCUGGAGCCAAAGGCGCAAUGGGUCCCGCUGGCCCUGACGGACAGCAAGGCCCCAGAGGUGAGCAAGGCCUGACAGGGAUGCCUGGAACCCGAGGCCUCCCAGGACCCUCUGGAGAGCCAGGAAAGCCAGGUCUUACAGGACCCCAAGGACCUCAGGGACUUCCUGGUAGCCCUGGCCGACCAGGGACUAAAGGUGAACCUGGCGCUCCAGGCAGAGUUGUGACUUCAGAGGGAUCAUCAACAAUCACUGUCCCCGGACCUCCCGGACCUCCUGGUGCCAUGGGACCCCCAGGACCUCCAGGGACCCCAGGUCCUGCUGGCCCUGCUGGUCUCCCGGGACAACAAGGCCCACGAGGGGAGCCAGGACUUGCCGGUGACUCAUUCAUAACCAGUGGCAGCUCUAUCUCCGAGGUCCUCUCUGCCCAAGGUGUCGACUUACGGGGUCCUCCAGGCCCACCUGGUCCACGAGGACCACCAGGGCCUGCAAUCCCAGGCCCACCAGGACCCAGAGGCCCUCCAGGGGAAGGCGCGCCAGGCCCACCGGGCCCACCAGGAUCGUUCCUGGCUGACUCAGAAACCUUCUUCUCUGGCCCUCCGGGCCCACCUGGCCCCCCAGGUCCCAAGGGAGACCAAGGUGAUCCUGGUGUCCCAGGUACCCCUGGCAUCCCUGGUGGUCGCUCUCACGGGGAAUCAUCCAGCACUCUGUACAUGCAGGGCCCACCUGGCCCUCCAGGGCCCCCUGGGCCUCCAGGCUCCUUCAGCAGCUCUGGCCAGGAUAUCCAGAACUACAUCGCAGAGUACAUGCAGAGUGACAGCAUCAGGACUCAUCUCUCUGGAGUCCAGGGUCCCCCAGGCCCACCAGGGCCCCCAGGGCCUGUCAUCACCAUCACAGGAGAGACUCUGGACUACUCCCAGCUGGCAAGCCAGGUGGUCAGCUACUUGCGGACGUCUGGCUACGGGGUCAGCUUGUCCUCUGCCUCCUCAGAAGAUAUCCUGGCCAUGCUGCGACGGAAUGAUGUAUGGCAGUAUCUACGUCAGCACCUGGUGGGGCCCCCAGGUCCCCCAGGGCCACCAGGAGUUGGUGGAGAUGGGUCCCUCCUGUCCUUGGACUAUGGAGAGCUGAGCAGACACAUUCUCAAUUAUAUGUCAAGUUCUGGAAUCAGCUUUGGGCAUCCUGGUCCACCAGGACCCCCUGGCCUGCCAGGGACAUCCUACGAGGAACUACUCACCAUGCUCCGAGGGUCUGACUAUAGGGACAUCAUUGGACCUCCAGGACCCCCUGGACCACCCGGGAUGCCAGGCAGCGCGUGGUCCAGCAUCAGCGUGGAGGACCUCUCGUCUUAUUUGCACACUGCUGGCUUGUCCUCCAUCCCAGGCCCUCCAGGUCCUCCUGGACCCCCAGGUCCUCGAGGGCCCCCAGGUGUCUCAGCAGCUCUGGCCACCUAUGCGGCUGAAAACAGUGAUAACUUCCGCAGCGAGCUGAUUAGCUACCUCACAAGUCCUGAUGUCCGCAGCUUCAUCAUCGGCCCUCCAGGCCCUCCAGGGCCCCAAGGACCACCUGGAGAUGGUCAUUUAAGGGAGAACUACAAUUGGGGUAGCAGCUCCUCAGCUAGACGGGGCACUUCCUACAGCUCUUCCAUGGGCACAGGGGGAGCCAAUGAAGGCUCCCUGGGCGAAGGUGGAACCUUUGGAGAUGGGGGCCCCUACGGUACUGACAUCGGCCCAGGCGGAGGUUAUGGGGCAGGGGCAGGUGGCAUAUAUGGCACCGAUGGCGAUUCAUUCCGGGCUGGCUUCACUGGAGACCUGGAUUACAACAAGCUGGCAGUGCAGGUGUCAGAGAGCAUGCAGCGUCAAGGUCUACUACAAGGGAUGGCCUACACUGUCCAGGGCCCACCAGGCCCUCCUGGGCCCCAAGGUCCCCCCGGCAUCAGCAAGGUCUUCUCUGCCUACAGCAACGUGACACAGGACCUCAUGGACUUCUUCCGGACGUAUGGAGCCAUUCCAGGCCCACCUGGGCAAAAGGGAGAGGUGGGCAGGCCAGGACCCAAAGGUGACAGGGGCCUUGCUGGACAACGAGGUCCUCCUGGGCUACCUGGCCCUCGAGGGCAAAAAGGAGAGAAAGGAGACAGGGGAGACCAAGUGUACGCUGGGAGAAGGAAGAGAAGAAGUAUUGCCAUCAAGCCAUAA